Messenger RNA from Anopheles moucheti, 1642 nucleotides. RefSeq lists its product as uncharacterized. The transcript is spliced from 6 exons. The record is from RefSeq and is a predicted model, not a curated record. Bases 175 to 855 code for a protein of 226 amino acids. Lineage: Eukaryota; Metazoa; Arthropoda; Insecta; Diptera; Culicidae.
CAGUUGUGUCCAACCGAUUGCAACGGCUAACCGCUUAGGAGCGCCUAUUGCUUGGAAAAGUGUACUAGAGACCGUACCCGUAGGUCGACCAGAUCGCCCAAAGCCCCGAGUAGGAGACCACUCUCCAAGCAUCUACCAGGUUCUGCAAAACACAUACACAACACACGCACAAAGAUGCAGCAUUUCAAAACGCUGUCCGUGCUGUUGGUGGUAGUACUGCUGGUCGCUAGCAUCCGGGCGUCACCACAGGCAGACGAUACGGCGAAGGCGAAUCGGAACAGUCUGCUGCUCCGGCGUGGUAACGUUGGACGACCACUUGGCCGUACGACACCGACCACCACCACCACGACUACACCGUCGUCCGCCGACUAUGCUGAGGACGAGUACGCCGACAGCUAUGACGAGGGCAAGGGCGAGGAUGGCGAGGACGGUGCGGAGGAGGGUCCCGCCGGGGGAAAGCAGGCCACCACCACCACCACCACGACGGAGGCACCCAAAAAGAUUCGACCGAGCAUUCGCCCGUUCCGCAGCAACGAUGAUCUGCUGACAGCGCUAAAGAAGCGACGCCAGGAAUCGAAGAACAGCAAACCCGCUGCCGUGGCACCAAAGGAGAAGGUGUACGAUGACGAGGACGUUCCAGCGCCAGCCACCCCUGUCAAAAGCGCGAAAGCUCCCGCAAUCGUUCCGAGCAAACGGCGGUUCGGUAGUGGUGCGGCACGAAAGGACGACCACUCGGCGGACACAUCCAACAACGAUGGCCACGAGGGUAGUGAUGGUGCUAGCGGCAGCAAUAGCAAUGGAGCCAAGUCCCUGAUCGGACGCUUGGGCCGGUCGCGGUUCGCACUGAAGCAGUGAGGUUCCUUUUUCCCCGCUGUAUUAUCCUGGAUGCAAAAUGGGAAGCGGUGGGAUAGAACGGAGAAAGAAGAGGAUGAAGGGUGGAUCGGGGGAGAUUGUAAUGCGAUGGCCACAGUUUCCCCCCCAUUCCUUCCAGGGCCUACCCCCACCCUCUUAGAACCAGCCAGCAUUUGGAGUAAUCGUGGAGAAGAAGAAUCUGAAAUCGUGCGGAGAUAAUACAAGUAGAGAGAUAGCGAGAUUGAAGGGGAGAGAGAAAGAGAAAGAAAGAGAGAGAGAGAAAACAAGAAGAGAAAAGAUACAUAGAGAGAGAGAGAGAGAGAGAGAGAAAACAAGAGAGAAAGAGAAAUAGAAAGAAAGAUCGUUUUGACAGGGCAAUAUGGCGGGAUGGUGACCUACUGCUGUGCGUUCACCGUACAAAAUGGCGGCAGCCCAUCACCAUUCCCCCUCUCCCCAUCCCUCAAUCAUCCCCUACAACCUGCCAGGACGCUCUUCGUUACGUUUAGCUAUUGUUAUAUGUAGUAAAAGACAAACACCCAACCCCAUACACACGUAACAAAACACACCAGAACACUGAGAAAAACACACACACACUCACACCGAUACGCAUACACAUUUAUUUACUCGUUGGAGCAAAUAAAAUGCGCAAACCAAUGCGCGUCGUUUUCCAGUGAAGCGUCUUGUGUAUGCUCGUGUGUAUGUGCUUCGUCCUGUUUCGCCCUUUGAUCCAGUUGCGUCCACUGAAGAAUUCAUUGCCAUUCAUGUCUGUUUUUGUACCGUCUCAUGUACA